AUGAUCAGCUUACUUGUGUUAGUGAUUGGGGUACACUCAUAUACCAUGUUUGAUGGAAAAGAGUUUCUCGACUCGUGGGCGCUGCUCAACACGGCUGGGACUGAUAUUGAGUUACAAAAGAAUUCAACCACAAACUAUCUUGCUGCGACAUUGAGGACUUGGGACACUAUCAGAGUUCAGAGAUCGUCACCAAUGCAAACAGCGGGACAAAAUUUCUUUUCGUUUGAGGUGUACUACGUCUCGGACAGAGUCAAAACUAUGAGAUUCAGAAGCAGACUCUUCUCCGAGGAGUACAACCAACAGACAGAGACCGAACUCAAACCAUAUGACUACAUAGUAAAAUCAGGUGUCGCAACACGUGUCUAUGUCCCACUGACAAUUGCAGACGAAAAGGGGACACUCCAGACCUUCUCUAUUCAGCGCAUCGAGGUGACUGACCUCCCAAUAGACUUUAAAAUCACAACCAUUGACCUCCAGGCUGAGGGAGUUCCAACCACAAACAAAGAUGUCGUUGACGUCUCAGACGACUCUUCAAACGAAAAAGAGUCAAAAGACGCAGUGCCAUUUAUCUUUGUUACUCUUUUUGCUCUCUUCAUCUUACUUGCAUUGUGA
Entamoeba invadens IP1 is the source of this 612-nucleotide messenger RNA. RefSeq lists its product as hypothetical. The coding region runs from base 1 to 612 and encodes 203 amino acids. Lineage: Eukaryota; Evosea; Mastigamoebida; Endamoebidae. The record is from RefSeq and is a predicted model, not a curated record. The transcript has a single exon.